Molecule: messenger RNA, 1581 nt
Organism: Caenorhabditis elegans
Lineage: Eukaryota; Metazoa; Nematoda; Chromadorea; Rhabditida; Rhabditidae
Gene: C30F12.5
Product: AbLIM_anchor domain-containing protein
Exons: 10
Coding region: 184-1341 (385 amino acids)
Source: RefSeq, marked reviewed
UCUGCGCACCGUCGGUUCGUCUCUCUGUUUAUUUCUAACCUUGAUUUCGACAAGUGGGCGGAGCUUACACUAUUACUGCUGAUUCUGUGUCUCCUGUGCCCCACUCCCUACUUCUACUACUACUUCGUUUUCUUCAUCUGUUGCUGCUACUUGGUUUCACAUGUGUUAACAGAGAUUACAAACAUGAAGUCCUCAACUGCUAGUUUACUAUUCAAACUUCUACUUUUAUUCGUUUUUAUCGAACAGGUACGCAGUACAGUAUUCGAUGAUGAAACUGAGCAAUGCAAAUCUGAAUCAGGAUACGGAAGAAAGACUUUUGUAUGUGAUGUUCAUGGACGAUUGGCGACUACAACAAGGAAGAAGUUGACUGAUAUUUUAGCAGGGCUCAAGGAUCGAAUUGGAUGUGAAUGUGCAGAUGGUUGUGUAAGAGCAGAUGGAACUGAUGCAUUCAUUGGACUUCUCCACGUUACGUCAUCAAAAAAUACAGAUGAUCUGAAAAGAGAUAUGGAAGAGGAAUAUGAUGAGGCACAAUUAGGAAAUACGACUUGUGAUCAUGGAUUGGUCAUGGUUUAUUUAAAGGAUACACAACAGUUGGCUACAUACCGUGGCGGUGAUUCGUUUGUACUUCUUGGAGAUGACGAUAUGCAGAAACUACACAAGUUAGCAGCACAGCAAGGAAGUGAAAGUGACACUUUAGCAGUUCAAUAUCUUUUGGCAAACUACAAGCAAGUUUCAGAGGCCCCAAUUGACAAUUGGUAUGCAUCGUGGCUUCCAGUGAUUGGACUUAUUGUUGCUGUGCUCCUUGUGCUUUGUCUUGUUUCAAUUCUUCUCUCAAUGAUCUGUGCCAAAUGUUUCUGCUGUUGUCGUAAAAAUAAGAAAGAAAAGUACGAAGUUACGAAACCAGCAACUUACAAGUCUAUUGAGCCUCUCUACGUUAUCACUCCACCUUCCACGUUGAAUCCACGUCACCACGAUGCAAUCUACUCAACCCCAUACUCUGGAAGUCCUCUACCAUACCCACCACCACCAGGAACAACCGUACCACAUACUCCAAACUCAACAUACAGAUAUCGAGUUGACACAAAUAGAAAAGGACAGAAAGAUUAUGAAAAUGGUUCAAUGGGACAACUACCAAUUGAUGAACCGAGAAUAGGACAUCCUCUAUAUUCACCACUUCCACCAAUUGACCCGACUUAUGGAACUAUUCCACGUGCUCGUCUUGCUCCGAAUGGAGCACCUCCACCUCCAUUAUCUCCAUCAUAUUCAUCUGGAAAUGACCCACACUUCUUGGAUCCACGAAGGAAACAAGAGACGCAGACACGUGAAGAACUUAUCUAUUAACAAAAUAUUUUAAUUUCUCAAAAUUUUACAUAUAUUUUUUUAGAUCUUUCAGCCAUCCAACUUUAUAUUCUGUGUGAGAAAUAAUGGGAGAUUCCAAAAUUUCUCACAAUUUUCGAAUGUUUUCUUUCCAUUUUCUAUAUACUGGUUUUUGUAGAACAUUUCACCUUUUUUCCAAUUGUAAAUUAAAAAAAACAAAUAAAAAUAAUUGAUUUUUAUAUAAUAAAAAAUAAUAUUCUUUUA